UGCAACCAUAAUCUAAUCUUGAAGUUGAAAUUUCUUCAUACAAAUGAUUGGUCCAGGCCAUGUGCCAGGUACUGUCCGCACUUUAGUCAUUGAAUCAGAAUUUGCAGCCACUCGGCCAUGAUUUGCAUGAGCAAAUGGCCCCUCUCGAUCACGUCUUUUCAAACACCGAGCCUCAUGUCGAUGAGCUUCAUGAUUAUUUUGCUUUCUAUCUUUUCCUCUAUAUUUCCAUAUAUUCCCAUAUAUUUCCUAUAAAAAUGGCCCAAGUGUCGCUAUCCACCGGCCAGGCGCUGCACAUCUCUAGCCCUCCCCAGGCGCCGAUAUCGGCCCAAGUCCCGGCCGACUACGACUCGCAGGUGCUCCUCGCCCUGCUGAACCUGCACCAGGCCUUAUUGGCAGCCGGCACAGGCGUCGCCGCCAUCGCCCAGCUCACCCUCUACACCACCGCCGGCGAUGUCGAGCAGCGCCGCCACCACCACCACCUGCAGCGGUUUCUGCGCUCGCACCGCCCCGUGGUGACUGUCGUGCCGGUGCCGCAGCUGGAAAAGGCCGAGUGGCAGGUCCUGAUCACCGCCCAGGCGUCAGGGCCGGCCCCGGCCCUGCCCCGGGACGUUUCCGGCCCUGAAGACAACAAGGUCUGGGAUGUGGUGGUCAUCGGCGCCGGCCUGGCAGGCCUGGCGGCCGCUGACCAGCUGGUGCAGGCCGGCCUGUCGGUGCAGGUCCUCGAGGCCCGCGACCGCGUCGGCGGGCGCACCUGGAGCGAGCCCCUGGCGGCGAACCCGGCGGCGGUGGUCGACAUCGGCGCCUCGUGGCUCAACGAGGCCAACCAGACGAGCCUGAGCCGGCUGGCGCGGCGGGUGGGCGUGGAGUUCAUCGAGCAGAACACGGCGGGCAACUGCCUGACGCAGGACAGCGCCGGGGCGAUGCACACGUUUGCGUACGGGGCGCUGCCGUUUGACGCCGCGACGCAGGCGCACCUGGGGGAGAUCCGCGACAUCGUCGAGGCCGACUGCCAGCAGCUGGACGCGGCCGACCCCCAGCACGACGAGCUCGACUCGCUCACCUUCCUGGCGUACCUGCAGCGCCAUAACGCCAGCCCGACCGCCAUCGCCACCUGUUCCAUCUGGACGCGCGCCAUGCUGGGCCAGGAGCCCCAGGACGUGUCGGCCCUGUACUUCCUGCACCACUGCAAGUCCGGCGGCGGCCUGCUGCAGAUGCGCUCCGACCGGGCGGGCGGCGGCCAGCACCUGCGCGUCCGCCAGGGCACCCAGGCCAUCUCCAAGGCCGUCGCCGCGGGCCUCCCCGCGGGCACGCUGCGCCUGGGCGCCCCCGUCACGGCCAUCGACCAGUCGCGCCCGCGCUGCGUGCGGGUGCAGACGGCCGACGGCACCACCGUCCAGGCCUCGCGCGUCAUCUCCGCCAUCCCCAGCCCGGUGCUGCGGACCAUCGCCUUCACGCCGGCGCUGCCCUCGCGCAAACAGCUCCUGCUCGACUCGUACUCGUACGGCUACUUCACCAAGGCCAUGCUGGUCUUCAAGACCCCCUUCUGGGUCGACAGGGGCUUCUGCGGCCUCGCCCAGUCCUUCACGGGGCCCGCCUCCAUCAUCCGCGACUGCAGCUCCCCCGCCGACGCCGGCUGGGUGCUCACCUGUUUCCUGUGCGGCGAUUCCGGGCGGCGCUGGUCGCUGCUCGACGACACCCAGCGCGUCGACGCCCUCCUCGACCAGGUCGGCGCCCUCUACAACGACCCGGAGCUUGUGCGCUCCCAGUACCUCACCACCGUCACCCACAACUGGUCGGCCGAGCAGUACUCGGGCUUUGGCUGUCCCUGUCCGUCGCUGGCGCCGGGCGUGCUCUCCGCCGCCGGAGACGUCCUGCGCGAGUCCUUUGGCAGAGUCCAUUUCGCCGGUACCGAGACUUCCGUCCACUGGAAGGGAUUCAUGGAGGGUGCCGUUCGCAGUGGCGAGCGCGAGGCGGAACAAGUCAAGAAGUUUUUCUCAUAGUUAUAGCGAUGCUUUCAAAAUAUCCAGUACAUAGUUCGAUACCUGUCAAUAGAUUCAUUCAUCUGCCUAAUUUCCUAGACUUGGAAAUAUACUCUUCAUCAAG
Penicilliopsis zonata CBS 506.65 is the source of this 2103-nucleotide messenger RNA. RefSeq lists its product as hypothetical. The record is from RefSeq and is a predicted model, not a curated record. Gene Ontology annotation, molecular function: oxidoreductase activity. The coding region runs from base 255 to 2000 and encodes 581 amino acids. NCBI's taxonomy places the organism in Eukaryota, Fungi, Ascomycota, Eurotiomycetes, Eurotiales, Aspergillaceae. The transcript is spliced from 2 exons.